Melitaea cinxia (Glanville fritillary) is the source of this 2300-nucleotide messenger RNA. RefSeq names its product ras-related protein Rab-10 (gene Rab10). The transcript has 4 exons. NCBI's taxonomy places the organism in Eukaryota, Metazoa, Arthropoda, Insecta, Lepidoptera, Nymphalidae. Gene Ontology annotation, molecular function: GTPase activity; GTP binding. Gene Ontology annotation, biological process: cellular response to insulin stimulus. Bases 74 to 685 code for a protein of 203 amino acids. The record is from RefSeq and is a predicted model, not a curated record. Gene Ontology annotation, cellular component: Golgi apparatus; insulin-responsive compartment; recycling endosome.
AGAGCUGUCACAUUUCUGAUCGAAUGAAUUUUUGAUACACUAACUUCGUCUUUUUUCCAUACAAAACAAUAAAAUGGCCAAGAAAACUUAUGAUCUGUUAUUUAAACUGCUUCUUAUUGGUGAUUCUGGUGUUGGAAAAACUUGUAUAUUGUUUAGGUUUUCAGAUAACCACUUCACAACGACGUUUAUUUCCACUAUUGGUAUAGAUUUUAAAAUUAAGACAGUAGAACUUCGUGGUAAAAAAAUCAAACUCCAAAUCUGGGAUACAGCAGGACAAGAGAGGUUCCACACCAUCACCACCUCGUACUACCGCGGCGCGAUGGGCAUCAUGUUGGUUUACGAUAUAACGAACGAGAAAACAUUUGAUGACAUCGUCAAGUGGUUAAGAAAUAUAGACGAGCAUGCAAACGAGGAUGUUGAAAAGAUGAUCCUGGGCAACAAGUGCGAUAUGGAGGAGAAACGAGUUGUAAGCAAAGAGAGAGGAGAAGCUAUAGCACACGAGCACGGCAUCAGGUUCAUGGAGACGUCGGCCAAGUCGAACAUCAACAUCGACCGCGCGUUCUCGGAGCUGGCGGAGGCGAUCCUGGACAAGUCUGCGGGGCGCGAGGCGGACGCGGACCACGCGCGCAUCGCCGUCGAGCGCCGGCCUUCGCGCGCGCCGCCCGCGCGCGCCUGCUGCUCCUAGGCGCGUCGCUGACGCCCGCCACCGCUGUCAUCUGUCAUCUGUCAUCCGUCAUCUGUCCCCGCGCUGCCGCCGCGCACCGGCUAGUGGCGCCGAGUGUUCUAUACGAGAAUUUUUAAUCUGUUGCAAAAUAGAAUGGUUUCCAAAUUUUCAAAACAGAUUAAAUAUUUCGUUGCGUUUCAUGAUUUAUCAAAAUUCGAAUUUUUAAUUCUGUUUUUAUCCAAUCCUCAUAGAAAGUAACUGUCAAAAUCAUUUUAAUUUCGAAUGCUUUUUUAUUUCAAUCAAUCUCAUUAAAACCAUCUGAAUAGUAUAAAAUAUUUCAUCUAUUUUAGUUUAUGUAAAGAAAAUUCAAAACGAGGUGACUAAAUGACGGUCGGCGCAGACUCGUAUCCAUCGUCACCGUUCCCCAAUUAUUGUCAGUUAUCGUAAUGUAAGUCAAAGCGACGCAUAAGAGAUUACAUUUAAGACUAACUUUUAACAGCCGUUCAUUUAUUGAUGUGUAGUCGUGAGAUGUGAUGGCAAUUAUUUUUAUUUAUUCUAUGUAUAUAACCCUUUCGGAUGUAGAUAAAAUGAUUCGUCUCAGUGUGUGGCUUUUGUAUCGUGUCGACGACCGCUGCGCUUCGGAACUUACGCCUUCGAGUUGUCGCAGUCCAGCUCACAAGUGUGGUCACUCUAGUCGCCGCACCGUUCUAUGUGUCGCUACACUCCGCCGACUCACAACUAGCGCGGGCUUAGAGCUUUAUAGUUGUAGUCGGUCUUUUUCAACUUAAUUCCUCGCUUUUCACAUAAUACGUGUUAUUUAUUUGUUAAUCUCGUCGAUCUUAACUUUGUCUAGAGUGGAGCUCUGUACUGGUACGUUGGCGACCUUAGUGCCAUCUCGCUCGCCGUAGGAGGAGAUACAAUUCUUGUGCAAUAAAUCUCCACAACGACUGUUGAGAUAAAUGUGUUCAACAAAGUAAUAGCUAAUGAAACACUUAUUUUUUCUUAAAAUGUCAGCUUAUCUUGAAUUGACAUUGUCAAGCUAUGUUAAGAAGCGGUUAAUAAACACUUAGUUUAUUUAUUAAACCUCUCCUUACCUGUAGUUGAUACAUUUACUGUGUACAAAAGUUUUGAGGCUGGAAUGUGUAGUGUUCGAGCAGUGACCCUGGAGUGUCGCUGACUUGACACACAUACAAACACCCAAAUCACCUUACUAUAUGUACACACAGCUAGCUAUGAACAGCGACAUAUCCGCGGAAGCAAUAGCGAUACUUUAAUUUUUAUAGCCAAUAUUUGUGGCACCUUUUUUAAUACUACGCUAUAUCUUACAUGUAAUCAUAGUUUAAUUUAGUGAUCGCUCCUAAGAACCGCGCUUUAUCCGUGUACUUGGGCGAGUACUUAACUGUUGAACUUUCUUUCGAUGUCUAGUUCCCCGCAGCGAGGACGAUUCGCUAAAUUAAACUAACGAUAUUUAGGUAAUCGUUUAAGUGAACUUAUACUUUAUUGUAAUGUACGUUGAUGGAUAAUGAAUAAAUUACAAUUUUAUCGUACGGUGUAUGUGUCUCGUCGGUUUUUACCCGCUUUUAUAAAUAAACAUCGGCAUUGUAUAUUAUGUUCAUAAUAAACAACCUAUGGUAAA